Molecule: messenger RNA, 4373 nt
Organism: Microplitis mediator
Lineage: Eukaryota; Metazoa; Arthropoda; Insecta; Hymenoptera; Braconidae
Gene: mdu
Exons: 4
Coding region: 981-1883 (300 amino acids)
Source: RefSeq, a predicted model, not a curated record
UAUUUUAAAAAAGAGUGCGGUAAUUUAAAAAAAACGGCCAAUUUAAAAAUACUGUAAUUCAAAGAGUUUGCAUGCGAAAAAAAAGUAAAUCAGAGAAAACGUUAGUUAGUUCACAUUGUGUAUUGUAUUGCUUUUGUUUGGAGAACGGUGAUGUGUAAGAGAACAAGGUCACUUGGGUUUAAUGCUGGCUGGUGUAGUCAGUGAACAAGUUGUCGAGGAUCUCGUGGUACCGACUGUACUGACCGGUGCUACAGUUACAUUUAUCAUUACUUCAAUUUUAAAAAAUAGAAAGAUAAAAAAAAAUAUUAAAAAAAAAAAAAAAAGACAAAAAAAAAUCCGCUUGAAAAAUAUUUUUCUACUUCACAAAUCAAAUAAAAAAUUAAUUGUCUCAUAGAUAAGUUAUCAGCAGGUUUUAAAUGAUUUAAAGUGAUAAGUUGUGAACAACAAAAUAAUUAAAUAAUAGCAAAAAAAGGGCAAAUUAUAUUUAAUAAGACAGUUUUGUUCAAGCUGGAGUAUUUAUACUGGAAUUUUCUCAUGACGCUCGGCCAUGAUCUGUAACUCACGUAUGUCUGGUCAAUUUCCCAUCGUUUUAAUUUGAAAUUCCUUAUAAAUCUCAUAUUUUUAUAGCAAUAAAUUAUUAUUACUUUAUAUAUUAUUAUUAUACAGUCAUUUUGUUAUACAUUUAUGUAAAAAGUUAAGUUAUUAAUUCACUGAUAUGAUAUAUAUUAAAAUACUCAGUAUAAUAAUUUAUUAAGACAAAUGUGUGACGUAACUAGAGUGAUAAACGUUUUUGCGGUAAAUGUUUUUUAGUUUGCCAUCUGAUAAAAAAUAUAUAUAUGUAUAUGUACAUGUAUAUAUAUUUAAAAAAAUAUUAAGUGUUUUGUAUCUGAUAUUGAAUCAGUUAUAGCUUUACUAGCUGAUAAAAACGUUUUAGUUGAUUUAGAUAAUAAAUUUUUUUAAAAAUACAAUAGACUUUUAAAAUGAAGAUGGAGGUUGAUCUUAGGAAGGAGCAGUUGAAGAAGGCUACAGACAGGAUACAGCGUGAAAUUGAAGAGGUCACUGAGCGUGAGCACGAGUUGAGAAACGUCGGAAGUAUUAAAACAACAUCACACGAAACUGUUGAUUCUAAGGUUCGUCGAAUGCCACAAGCAUUAAUAUCGGGAAAGUUAAAGAGAACAACGUCAACACCCCAGAUAUUGGAGCCGUCAGUGACACUGACGUCUAAUAAUAAUAAUAAUAUUAAUAAUAAUAAUAAUAAUCUCACACCCAAAAUGACUAAUGGAGUUAUAUCGGCACGUACGACACCGACACCACUGCGUUUUGCAACAUCGCCAAGUCAAAAGGGACUGAUGCACAGGUUUUUAGCGACACGUGGUAGAAUUUUUAACAAAAAUUCGUCACCACCUGCCGAUUGUUUGACACCACCACCGACACCGACCAUUGUCCUGAACCCUCAGAGUAUUCGGGCUUUGAGUAAAAGUCUGGAAGUGAGAAUAGAACCGGAUGAUGAGCCGAAAAAACCGCAAACUAGAAAAGGAUACGUUCCGGUUGAAGAAAAAAUUCAAAAAGAACUCAAUGAUAUGAAAGAACGUGAAAAUGAACUGAGGUUGAUGAGGUCAAGGAUGCUGGCUAAAUCUCAACCAAACCUGAUUGAAAUUGGUAAUGACAAUGAUUCAGAUAUUUACGAUGGAUCGAAUUCACUGAGAAGUGGAACAUCAUCGAAUACACUUAAUGACGAUGACUCAGAUCGAGGAGAAAAUAGAAGUGGGAAACACAAACCAAAUCCGCGACGUCGUAGUACACUUAUUGCUCAGUGGGAAAAUCUCAUAGCUGCAAAUAAGGAGUCUUUGGAAAAUGGAAAUGAAAAUGAAAAUAAUGUCUAACAAUACAUUAUUGAUAUUUAUUUAUUAAUUUUAAUAAUAUCUAUAAUUUAGUACUCAAAAAAUCAAGGGUAAAAUAUUUUUGGUAUUUUUUCCAAUAUGGAAAUUUAUAUACAGUAUUAAAUUAUUAUCCAAUUAUUCAUCUUAAUUACCUUGUUUUCCUGUAAAAAAUUAUUUUAACUGCUUCACGCUUGGUAAUUAACUUCUUAUUUUAUUCUUUAAACUCUGCAACGACUUACAGAAAAAAAAAAAAAAAAAAAAAAAAAAUGACGUUAGCGGGAGAUAAUUAUUAUUUAUAAUCAAAAAUCGUGUGCAAUCGUUAGUUAAAACGACUAAACAUCGAAAUUAUUUUUUAUAUAUCGAUAUACAUUAGUCAUAAAUAUAAUUAUUUCUAUAUAUAUAUUAGGGUGGUCCUUAUUUUUGACAUUUUUGAAUUUUUAAGUUCCCAGAGGCUUAUGUGGUUCGAAAUAAAUAAAAAAAAAUAUCCUCAAAGUUUCAGGUCUCUAUCUCAAUUUUAACCCGUGCCGCAGAGCGAUGUAAGUUUCCCCUUUAAAUAACACGGGGUUUUUGGCAUUGAACGAUUAAAUUUUUAUUCCGGCUAAAGUAUUUGUUCGAAAAAUUUGAAACUCUGUAGACUUUAUCCUCAUAUUAGCAGCUACUCCUCAGAAUUUUUACAGAUUUUCAGCUACUAUAAUUUUGGGGGUACAGCAUGAUGAAAAAAAAGAAAAAAAUUAUUUUUUUUAUUUUUAGCUAAAAUUUUUUUCAAAUAAUAUAUCAAAUCAGUCUGCAUCCUUAUCAGAAGUUCUUACAUUUUUUCAUUCUCGCACCUAAGUGGGUGAACGGUAUAUCUUUGUUGCACUAAUACAGUAAUCAGGAACUUUGCAUUAGUGUGCAGUAAAGGGUUCCUUGAAAGGAUUUUUUAAAUUUAUUACGAUUACCUCACAAACGGUUUCAAUUACGGCAGAAAUAUUUCCUCAAAGUUUGAGCUCUUAACUCCAACGGAACCACGUGUCGCAAAUUUUGUUUUUGUGAUUUUUUAAGUUUAUUAUAUUUAUUUAUAAAAGAGAUCUAUUUUAUUAAUAAUUUAUUAUAGUUAGAAAAUUGUAAACAAAUAAUUAUUUCGAUAUUAUAAUGCACAAAACUAUCAACCUUUUGUUUAUUAUUUAUUGCUUAAAACAAAUAAUAAACUUAAAGGUGACCAACUUAUUUAAGCAAAUAUUGAAAGAAAUUUAAUUUAUUGAUAAUAUUUAUCAACUGUUAAACUGAGACAUAAUAUGAUUAGUGGCAUUGAUAUACCGAUCUCAGAUAUCAAUUGAAUGCAUUAUGUACUUUUGAAAAAGACACAUUGUCAAAUAACAUAAACAAAAAUAUUUCUUGAAAAAAUCACAAAAAAAAUUUAGCGGUAACUCUUCCCGUUAGAAUUAAGAGCUUAAACUUCAAGGGAAUUUUUUCUGUUGUAAUUGAAAAAAAAUGCUCGUGAUUACUGUAUUAGUGCAACAAAGAUAUGCCGUUCACCCACUUGGGUGCGAGAAUGAAAAAAAGGAAGAACUUCUGAAAAGGAUGCAGGGUGAUUUGAUAUGUUUUUAAAAAAAAUUUUAGAUAGAAAUAAAAAAAUUUUUUUUUUGUUUCUUUUCAUCAUGCUGUACCCCCAAAAUUAUAGUAGCUGAAAAUCUGUAAAAAUUCUGAGGAGUAACUGCUUAUAUUAGGAUAAAGUCUACAGAGUUUCAAAUUUUUCGAACAAUUACUUUAGCCGGAAUAAAAAUUUAAUCGUUCAAUGCCAGAAACCCCGUGUUAUUUAAAUGGGAAACUUACAUCGCUGUGCGGCACGGGUUAAAAUUGAGAUAGAGACCUGAAACUUUGAGGAUAUUUUUUUUUAUUUAUUUCGAACCACAUAAGCCUCUGGGAGCAUAAAAAUUCGAAAAUGUCCAAAAUAAGGACCACCCUAAUAUAUAUAAAUAUAUAAGUUAUUUUAAUAUGAAACAUCUGUAAUUUCAAUAAUAAAUUUCAUGAUAAAAUAAUUUAAAUAUCAAUAAAAAAAAUUUUAAUUUUAUUUAUAAUUAUUAAUUAAAUACUUUAAUUGGUAAAGUGAUUUUUUAAAAUGAAUUUAAUUAAUAAUAAGUGUAAUUAAUUAUUAAAAUAAAUAUAAUUCCCGCUAAGCAUGCGUAGAGUUUAAGAAAAAGCGCGUGGGUUGAUGACGCGUGCGCUCUUUCAACGAAUGAUUAAAUUACAAUUGAUAAAAUUUUAUCUAAAAUAUAAUAAUAUAAGAAAAAAAAAUAUAUAAAUAUAACUAUUUGAAAAUAUUGAUGUUUUAUCUGUUAAUUAAAUUAAAAAUUUUAAAAACUAACUUCCGUAUUUUGAAUUUUUAAAACUGAACUAUUUAUAGAUUUUAAAGGAGAUUACUAAUGAAUUAUUAUGAAACUAAGUUUGAUGUUAACAUAAAAGUAAUUUUAUUAAAUUAAUUGAAUUAUAUAUCGAGUUAACGUUUAGAGAAAU